AUGGCCACGAUAGCCAAGCCAUUGAACUCUCCGCUGCCGUCCCUGCCCCCUAAGUUCACCGGCCCACCACCUCGGAGCAUCCCAAGGCGGCCCGUUGCAGCUCCUGUUACCGUGACACCAACACUGGCUCCAACCUCUGGCGCAACGUUGGCGUCUCCGAAUCCGUUGCCCUCACCUGGGGGUUCCAUCUCGAGUAUCCUAUCAGCCUACUCCAACCACACGGCUGACUCGCGGUCGUCAUCAGCAACCUCACCCAAGGGAGUGCUUAAUUCGAAAGGCGCAUAUUCGGUUGUGUCACCAAAUCUGGAUACGCAAAGGAGUGGCGCACAGUCCGGGGCCCUGACGCGUGAUUUGCCAUCUCUACCGUCGGAUCAAAAUGUGCAAAAGCCAGAGAACAACGGCAAUCAAAUCCCCGAGGGAGAUGAAAAAAAGUUGCCGCCGCCGCCGCCUUUGAAAGAUGCCCAGCGCAGUAGUCCGCGACCUCGAACGCCCGCCAGCUCACAAACCCAGAUCACCCAACCAUCAACGACGACGAAUACUGGAUCGCCGUUAGGGAACGGCUCCCCGCAGCAAGAGCAACUCUGGAGGCGGCGAUCGCUAAAAGCUGAUAAAAGCUUGGCCGUUCCGGAUCUCAAACUCGUCUCCAGUCACGGUUCCACUGCCGCGUCAGCCCAAAACACUGAGCAGGGCGGGAACGAUCUGUUUUCACAACCGUUCCCACUUCCUCCCCGGAACAACCCCGAAACGUUAGAGCCUGCCACGACACAGCGAGCUCCACCACGAGGUGCCAACGGGGGUCUGCCCGGACGGGAUAUCCGACCCGCUCUAAGUCAGGAAACUGUCUCGCAAGGGGAAGCAAGUAUGGGGCAAGAGGCGUCGCGGCUCAAGGAGAAGCUAGGGAAUGGAAGGCGACAAGGAAGCCGAGAGGAGCUGAAAUCGAAGAGCCAGGAAGCGCAGGCAUAUCAAGCAGCGCUCAGUCCCGUGACAUCCGCGGCCGUCUCCCCAGUCUCGGCAGCUCGCCUGCCCACGCCCGAGUAUGGCACCAACGAUGUCAAGAGCCCGCUGCCGGACACGGUCGUUUCGCCCCUGUCGCCGGCGUCAUCUCCCGAGCUCCCCGGCGAGACAAAGCCGAUAGCUCGGAAAGCUAUCGGGACCGCGGAAGCGCAGCUACGCCAUGCCAAGAGCAGCCAAUCUCUAGCACCGGGACAAAUCAAUACAGGGCUAGCGGUGCGCUCGCCAAUAGGUCUCCCAACGUCUCCGCGGCCCGAUCGGGACCAGACAAGCCAGAAGCAGUACAUCCCGUAUUCCCCGCCGGCCGACCGCAACGCUGGUCUAGGGCUAGCCCAGUUUCCCGCGCCGGCCCCCAAAACUGACGACGAUGAGCGCGCCCUGCCCGCUGCCCCACCCCGGGAGGCGUCACAAGCCGUUCCACCCCAGCCCGCAACCCAACAACCCCGCUGGCCCCAGAACCCCAACCGCGAUCCCAUCCCACGAACCAUCUCCGAAACGGGCUCCGUCGAGACCGUAAAACCCUCCCACCCCCGGAGCCACCAAGAAGAGCCCACCCUCCUCCACCAACAGCCCUCCCACCCCAGCCUGACGCUCACCGCCCCGGCCGAGGCCACCACCACCACCACCACCACCAACCCCGACGACCUCCCCCUACGCGAGCCGGACCCCAACGAACCAGACACGACCGACCACCCGGGCGCGGCGCUCUUCCCCCGCGGGUGGUACACGCCGCUCCCGCCCGACAGCGUCCCGGAAGCGCGGCCGCCGACGGCGCGCCAGCGCGCCUGCAUCACGCAGCACCGCUACCUGACGGCCAACCGCCAGCGCGUCAACCCCGUCGCCUGCCGCACGUGUGGAUACGUGGAUCGCAAUGCUGAGUGUUACAUCUGUAGUGCGUGCGCGUUGAAUGUGUGCUCGGGGUGUGUGGCGGUGUUGAGGCGGGUGAAGGGGGAUUUGGAGGCGGUGGUGAAGGAGGUGGGGAGGGGGAGGAGGGUGGAGAGGGGGGAUGAGGGUGUGGGUGGGUUCGUUGGUGCUGGUGCUGGUGCUGGUACUGGUGCUGGUGAGGGGGGAGUGGUGGAGGUGGGGAUGUAG
Molecule: messenger RNA, 2103 nt
Organism: Chaetomium globosum CBS 148.51
Lineage: Eukaryota; Fungi; Ascomycota; Sordariomycetes; Sordariales; Chaetomiaceae
Exons: 2
Coding region: 1-2103 (700 amino acids)
Source: RefSeq, a predicted model, not a curated record